Anopheles coustani is the source of this 219-nucleotide messenger RNA. RefSeq lists its product as uncharacterized. The transcript has a single exon. The record is from RefSeq and is a predicted model, not a curated record. The coding region runs from base 1 to 219 and encodes 72 amino acids. Gene Ontology annotation, biological process: mitochondrial respiratory chain complex III assembly. Lineage: Eukaryota; Metazoa; Arthropoda; Insecta; Diptera; Culicidae.
AUGUAUGUUUGGGUCAAAUCCGUAGUUUACCUAGCACUGUUCGGAGGUCUUGGAUACGGACUGCUGGAGUUGACCAAGCCCAGCGAGGACAAGCUGAAGCAAUUUAAAUACCCCGGCUUGGAGACGGAAGAAAAGAGCAAGAAGGCACUGUUUAUGAAGAAGUUGGAACAGGCGAGCCGCGAAGAACCAAUCUACUUGAAGAAGAAGUCCGAUCAAUAG